Messenger RNA from Drosophila guanche, 3862 nucleotides. It is a transcript of the gene BoYb, whose product is annotated as putative ATP-dependent RNA helicase BoYb. The record is from RefSeq and is a predicted model, not a curated record. The transcript is spliced from 2 exons. Gene Ontology annotation, biological process: germ-line stem cell division; transposable element silencing. Bases 104 to 3514 code for a protein of 1136 amino acids. NCBI's taxonomy places the organism in Eukaryota, Metazoa, Arthropoda, Insecta, Diptera, Drosophilidae.
CCGAUCCUUUCUUCCGCUUGGCCAUUUCUACAAAAGUAGUGAACCAAAACAAAUCGACGAAGUUGAGAAGCAUCCGAAAAGCGAUCAGUCCAACGGCCACAAAAUGUCAGACGACAAGAAUAAUAAUUUGCUCAAGCUUGAGAAUUUUGUCCAACCGCUUAUGGGGGCAAACUGCUCUGAAUAUGCAGUGGCCCAUGCAAAUGUGAAUGUGACGCCGUUUCGCACAUUCGCAGAGGUUUCGAUGCUGCCGGAUAUUGUGCACAGGAUGAGGAAACUGGGCCUGAACCGUCUGCAGCGGCUGCAGAGCUAUGCCUGGCCACAUAUCCUCAAUGGACCGGGUCACGGUGUGCUCAUUGUGAGUGCCCCACGCAGCGGCCGCACAAUGGGAUAUGUGCCGCCGAUUUGUCACGCUGCCAGUACGACUCUGGCCGCAAAUCGCCAGAAGAGAGAAAUGGCGGAUGACUUGUUGAAUAUCUCACAUGGAAUUGGACCCAUUGUUCUGAUUCUAGUUCCAGACGUGGCUCGAAUGGAGCAGGUGGCCGCCCUAUGCAGAGCACUCAUGCCCCAGGAUGAGACCUUGGAGGACUUGUCGACCAUUAGGGUGACAAAGGUGUUGACCGUUCCAUCGGAGUGUACUGUCACAUUAAUGGGCGCGUGGAUCAGCGAAAUAGGCAUCUUGGUGGCCACCCCCGCCCGAUUUGCCAACGCAUGCCGGCAAGGGGAGGGCCUGCUAAAGCUUAAUCAGCUGCAGAUAGUGGCCUUCGAUGACGUGGAACUGAUGCAGCAAGAGGAACUGAAGCUGGCCCAGCAGUACAUUCCAAGCAUGACGGCCAAACAUAGUAGGCCAAUACGCAAAGGCUCCCAACAUUAUCCACGUCCACAGGUGCUGAUGGUUUGCCAACACUUGACUCCAUCCCUGUUUGCUCAGAUGCGGCGUUUCAAUCAAUAUCCGUGCCUGAUAUUUGGCGAUCUCCUGGAAGCUGCUCUCUAUGGAGGUAUGCGAUUGUUGGUCAAUAUGGUCGGACCCAAGGACAAGGUUGCUGCGAUCGUAAAUAUGCUUCGUCAGCGCCCGCCGGAAGAUUAUCGCACCAUAAUAUUCUGCGAUAAGGAUGUGGAAAUGGCCCAGCUGGGUGUGGCCUUAGCGGAGUACGGAUACCAAUGUCUGGCUUACUACCAGACCAUGGAUAUGGAGCAGCUCGAUAAGGUAUGCAGCUGGACGUGUGACAGUCGGGGCGUCAUCUUUGUCUGCACCGACAACUGUCCCGAGUUGAGGAUACGCAAUGCGCACACCAUCAUCCACUACAACAUGAGCAGCUCAUGGAGCAGGUUCAAGAAGCGUUUCAUGUUUCUUUCCGACAAUGUGGCCAACGCCCUGGAACCUUCCAAGGCACCAGCCCCUCCGACAGCCACUGCAAAGGAUCAACGGAUCCUGGAUUCGCUUGCCCUGUUGGAUGAGACAAAUGCCAGGCAGCUGCCACGUCUGGUUGACUUCAUGCUGCUCCGCAACAAAGUGGAUCCCAAAAUCGUGGAGAUGGCUGCUCGCAUCCGAAAGCAGUUAAACAUGACGAAAACAAUCGCAAAGCCAAUGUGCGGGGAGAUCCUGAGCCACGGCGACUGCUGGAAUACCAGAUGCGAGGAUCGUCAUUAUCUUCAUGAAUCAGAUCGCCGUUCAUCGGCUGUGCCCUGUGAGGGAGACAUUAAGGUCAACGUGGUCCACGUGCACUCUCCGGGACACUACAGCGUGAUCGCCUUCGAGCACAAGCCCAUGGAGGGUAAAUGGUACAGUCUAAACCCUGACCGUAAUUUGCCGGCUCUGAUGAAUAUAAGGCUCAGUGGGGAUAAGGCGAAACCACUACCGCGCUACUGGCCACCGAGACACCAAGCCGUGUGCCUGUGGAAGCCCGAGCCUGGGGCAGUAGCUGGCUAUGUCUAUGAGCGUGUCCGGGUGCUUAGUGUGCCACCCAUUGAGAAUGAAAAUGUGUACCAGUCGUCCAUCAUGGUGCUCGUCCAGGCAAUGGACCAUAACACGCGCCGUUUCGAGACCAAGUGCAAGUCGCUCCAUAUCUGCCCCGAUGAGUACGUCAACGAGCCGCCGUUGUCCAUUGACCUGCGCCUGCUGGGAAUGAUUAACCACAUGGGUGAUCGGUACUAUGCUCGCGUAGACGCGAAUACGGUUGAAAACUGGCUGGAUAAUGCGCCCAAGGACCACUUCGUCCAGGCCAAAGUCGUCUUCUCCACUUCGCACACGAUCUUCGUCUCAUGCAUGGCGUCCAUGGUCUAUCUUAAGUCAUUGAAGACAUUCAAUCUCCACUUGAACCUGUUCAGAGCCCAGAUCGAGGCCAAAAUGAGCAAGCGAUGUGCCGCAACCAAAGCGAAGAUUUUGAAGUUCUUUGAGGAGCUUAUCAAGCUGGACGAUCCCACGAUUCCCCAAGAGCCACCAGAACAGGAACAGGAACAUGCACAGGAACAGGAACAGGUGGCCAAUGGGCACAAAGACCAGCACAUCGUCGAAGACAUGGGCAAGUGCUCACCCUCAGAACAAGACGUUUGGCCGCAGGCCGGGUUAGAGUUUGUACUGGAGGCCCAAAGGCUUAAGAUGGAUCUGGAAGAGACCAACGGCAUGCUGGAACCUAAGCAGAGUCAGAGACCUGCAGUGCCUGUUGACCAGGAACAGGACCAGGACCAGGAGCAGGAGCAGGAGCAGCCUGAAGAAUCAGAAGCUUCCGAUCUGAAAGUUGUACCAGUGAAAGAUUUUUACGACUGCUUCAUGAGAUGCGAAGCGCUGGAUCGCAUCGAGGAUAUGCAAACGGCCACUCGCUCGACGGCUUCGAAUAAUCGCCAUCAGAUGUUGACUGAAGCCCCCACAGUCCAGCCCUCGAAGGAGUCCAAGAAGAAGUCGCAACAAGAAAUAAACAAAAAAUCAAACGGCAAGCAACUAUCCACCAAUACAGGAAUAACAGCGAGCAAUGCUGCUCUUAUACUCCAAUCUGGAUCGCGUCCCAAUGUCAAAUACUUCCAGACACCCCAAGCCCUCCAUCUGCAGGUCACGAUGGUCGAUGAAAAGAUGUCCUACAAGACAUGUGUCCAACACGGAACCUGCAUUUACUUCAAGGCCAUCCCGGCAGAUGGACCUGUAGAUGGAUCUGGAGCCUCCACUUGCAACUUCAGUAGUGUCCAUGAGUUCUUUGUAAACACACGCAUGAUCCUCAAAGGCAUACAACAUGCCAUGAGGGGGCGCACUGUGUACAUUGAGCUGCAAAAGGUGAAACCAGGCUACCAUCCAACACAAUUUGUUCACUUGAAGUUCUUUCAACCGAACUACGACAAGAUUGCGAUGGAGGAAAAGUGGCACCUGCGUGAGAAAAACUUCCUCAAACAGUUGAUGAAGGAUCAUGGAUGGGGUGUGCUUAAACACUCUGCGUGCGCAGAAAGCAGCGAGGAGCCCGUGUCCGAAUCCGAAUCGGAGGAUGGUGUGGAGCGACCUGAAGACUACAGGAAGAUUCACAUGACAUAAACGUCUGAAGAGCAUGAGCCACGCAGCAUGAAAUAGAUGGCGAUUCCAAAGUUUACAAUUACUUCCAAAUCUGAAGUAUCUUUGCAUGCCAUAGCUAACAUAUUGAUAACGCAAUGUGCACUUGACACUUGCGACACGCAAACGCAUGAAUAAACCAACCUCAUAACAAACAAUUGUUUGCCAAACUCCUGUGUGGGGUAUUGGUCUCUCAGCUUACAAAUGUCUAGAGCACUACAGACAGUCAGUCCCACCCAAGUGUGCUUCCCCGAACCCCAAGGGUGGUACAGCAGAAUCUCGCAAACUAGAACCACAUUGUGGGUUGAUUCUAAUUUCUGAAAAUUCUAAAAA